ACAAUCAACAAUCGACAUUUUAAUAUUAGACGAGAAAAAGGUACGUAUAAUAUAAAAUAAGGAUAAUCAUGGAAAUCGAUGAAGACCUAAGUGCAAUAGAAGCAAAUCCAAUUGCGAGAGAUGAAACCUCCGAGUCAUUUGGUGAUAUAUCCUGUAUAACUAAUGAUUGUAAUGAAAAAGAAAAUGAAAACCCACAUACAAUUGAAACUGACGAAUCUGAUCAGGAAGAUAUUAUAAUGUCAGGAUCAGAGUCAGGAAUAGUUGAAGAUUUCACUUAUGAUCCAACUGCUCUUAUAGAAAUAUCUGAUAUACUCGAUCUCGUUGGUAAAAAUUGGUCAAUUUUUCGUGUUUCUCCAUUAUGGAAUUUGAAUUUUGAUACCAACUAUUUAAAUUUGUUAUCCAAAAAGUUAAAGAAAUUUUUAAUGAAUCAUACAUCUACUAAUAUGAAAAACCAAAAGAAUUCUUUCUCAGAAAUCUCUGUGGAAAUUGAAGCAAAAGAAGCAAAUCAUGAAUGUAUUGCAUUAAAGAUUAAUGUUUUUAACAAUGAUACUAAUUCAAAACUUUACACGGGUUUAUUAUUAAAGUCACCGAAUUAUAAUCAAAAUUAUAGUAAAAAUAAUUUAUCUGACAUGCCCAUAUUAAUGGUACAAGGAAAUAAAUCAAUUUCAGUUGCCAUACAUAAUUGGUUAACUGAAUAUUUUGAUUGUGUCAUUCGACCAUUUGAAUUCGCUUUAUAUCAAUUUCUGUGGCUUAUUGCAAUAUCAAUGGGUGAUGCAGGACCAUUAUACAAUGAAACUGUUUUAUACCACUAUCUCUAUAAAUAUGAAUCAUCAAAGGGCCAGAUGGAUGUAAAAUGUUAUGCUGAAUCCGAGUUCCUUCAAUCAGUCUUAGCCAAGCUUUCACUGAAUCGGUCAUCUCCUGCAACUACUUCAUUCCAUUAUUCAGAUUUGAUUAAAGUACAAUCUGAUAUAGAAGAUCAUUUUAAAAUAACAUGUGGAAUAAAUGUAUCAAAAUUAAAAUUGAAAGCAUUCGAAGCGCCUAAAGUUGCUUCAAUUAAUGUUUCUGGAAAAAUACAAGUUUGGUCAUCCACCCUUAUAGAUUUAAUGUUAAAAUAUCUUAUGGAGCUACAAAACAACAAAUGUAUGCCUUAAAAUAUUAUGAAAUGUAUUUUUCAAUUUUUAUUGAACAAUUAUCCAAAUGAUUUUAUUCGCUUUAUUAUUUUUAACAUACUAUGCAUGCCUACUUUGAUAUUAACUUACAAUUCAUUGUGGACGGAUUGGUUGCUUUUAUCAAAAAAAGAUUGUCCAAACGAAAACUGUAAUAUUACUACUACACACAAACUUUGUCUUGUCGCUACAUAUAAUGACUGUAUAUUAUAGUAUAUAUAAAUAUUUGUGUUUCUCACUCUAGUGUGUAUGUAUAAUAAUUUCUAAUAAAUAGAAACUAUUUUCAUGGUUAUACUAA
Molecule: messenger RNA, 1464 nt
Organism: Melanaphis sacchari
Lineage: Eukaryota; Metazoa; Arthropoda; Insecta; Hemiptera; Aphididae
Exons: 10
Coding region: 69-1151 (360 amino acids)
Source: RefSeq, a predicted model, not a curated record